AGUCCAUCAAUCAGUGUCUAAUCUGGCAGUAGAUAACUGAUGGUGUAAUUAUUCAGUCUCCUUUGGCUACUGUUAUCUCAUUGUUGGACUGUGUUAUGGUGCUCCACUCUGCAGAUGGCAGCAUAUGAAGCGCUGUCAGGUCUCGUGCAUGUGUUGGUUGGAUCUGUGCUGUGCUCAGUCAGUGUAAUCUCGUCUCUCCACGGCCGACAUGGCGACUGUGAGGACGCUCGUGUGCUCCACGACAGACCGCAUCUGAAGCGGCUCCUGAGGACCAGCAUCACCGUCGCGCUCCGUGUGUUCCUGGACGAACUCAUACUUGCACACAGUGGAUUUAUAGUCGGGGCUGAGCGAGGAAGACCAUGGUGGAACACAAUUUAAAGUCAUUGGCGGGACAGAGGUUAGGGGCCCCAGAGACUCUGGGGAUCAGCACCCUGGAGCCCGGACACAAACCGCCUGCUAUGCCAUCUGGAUCCUUGGUGUUCAUUAGAGUCUUGCUACUGGAUGACUCAGAAGAGAUAUUCGACAUAUCGCAUCGAGCAUCGGGCCGGGAUCUGUUCGAGAUGGUCUGCCUGCAUCUGAACCUUAUUGAGGGGGAUUACUUUGGCCUGGAGUUCCAGAGCCGUCACAGAAAGAUGGUUUGGUUGGAUUUACUAAAGCCCAUUAGAAAGCAGAUCACACGGCCCCAGCACACCGUCCUUCGGUUUGUUGUGAAAUUCUUCCCACCUGAUCAUACAGUGCUGUUGGAAGAGCUGACCAGGUACUUGUUUGCGCUGCAGGUAAGGCAGGAUCUGGCCAGCAGACGUCUCACCUGUAACGACCCAAGCGCUGCUCUGUUGGUGUCUCAUAUCAUCCAGUCUGAGAUUGGUGAUUUUGAUGAAACUCAGUGUAGACAGCAUCUUCUUAACACCAACUACAUCCCUGACCAGAUGGCCCUGAUGGACACAAUCAUGGAGUUCCACCAUAAACACAUUGGACAGUCUCCCGCAGAGUCAGAUUACCGGUUGCUGGAGGCUGCGUGCAGGUUGGAGAUGUACGGCAUCCGACUCCAUCCGGCUAAAGACAGAGAAGGAACCAAACUCAGUCUGGCUGUAGCACACGCCGGCGUCCUUGUGUUUCAGGGACCCAACAGGAUCAACGACUUCAACUGGUCUAAAAUACGCAAGCUGAGUUUCAAGAGAAGGAGGUUCCUGAUCAAACUGAGAGCAGACCCUAGCCAGAAUGUUAAUCAAGAUACUCUGGAGUUUCUGAUGGCGAGUCGGGACUGCUGUAAAAUGUUUUGGAAGAUCUGUGUGGAGUAUCACGCCUUCUUCAGGCUCUUUGAGGAGCCCAAACCCAAACCUAAACCGGUGCUGUUCAGCAGGGGCUCAUCCUUCAGGUUCAGUGGGCGGACACAGAAGCAGGUGAUAGAUUAUGUGAAGGAAAAUGAGUUUAAAAAACUGCCCUUUGACAGGAAACAUAGUAGAGUGCAGUAUAACAGCAGCCUGUCACCUCUGAGUCACCAAGUGCCAAAUCAAGCUUUCAAGCAGAGCUGGGAGGGCUCAUUUUAG
Molecule: messenger RNA, 1547 nt
Organism: Carassius auratus (goldfish)
Lineage: Eukaryota; Metazoa; Chordata; Actinopteri; Cypriniformes; Cyprinidae
Product: FERM, ARHGEF and pleckstrin domain-containing protein 1-like
Exons: 13
Coding region: 360-1547 (395 amino acids)
Cellular component (GO): cytoskeleton
Molecular function (GO): cytoskeletal protein binding; guanyl-nucleotide exchange factor activity
Source: RefSeq, a predicted model, not a curated record